AUGACGGGCACCAGCGAUGACGGGAGCCCCGACUACACGACCUGGAGCAAUUCCAGCCUGAUCGAGCGCAUCACGGAACUCGAGCGCCAGCUGCACUCGCAGACCACACAGUACACAGCACCGGCGUCCGCUAUCGGCGAAGCAGUACCCCGCGCACCCAUCGCUACUGAUGUUAGUGAACCUGCGAUUCCUCUCGCCGAGACAGACACCAACCCCUCGAAGAAGAGGCGGGCACACUCUCCGGAAGGCGAUAUCUGCCAUGCACCUGCGCCCUCACGUCCCACUAAGGAGUAUCGUGAAUUUGAUGCGUCGAAAUACCACACCCGGUUCAUUGCCCUCAAAUUCGCCUACUUGGGUCAACGGUACAAUGGACUAGAACAUACGAACGGGAACACCACGCCGCUUCCUACGAUCGAAGAGACACUGUGGAAGGCGCUGCGCCGGACACGAUUGAUUCUUCCUGAGACUUCAUCUCCGGCUGACGAACCGAAUGAUGCUGGGCCGAGGGAGCAGCGGCCCUACUCCAUUCACUGGGAUGGGUGCGAUUACUCGAAAGCCGGGAGAACGGACCGCGGCGUGAGUGCAUUUGGACAAGUUAUUGGUCUAAGGGUUCGCAGUAUGCGGCCUCAGCCGAAACCCAAGGCUUCUACCGAGAAUCAUGAUCUACAAGAUGGCAAUGCUAUGCAGGUCGAGGAACCGGCUGCAGACAAGGACUGGGAUGAUAUCGCGGAUGAAAUCUCCUACAUACAAGUCCUGAACAGAGUACUUCCAGAGGAUAUUCGUGUUCUCGCUUGGUGCCCACACCCUCCGGAGGGGUUUGAUGCCCGUUUCUCCUGCCGCGAACGCCGCUAUCGAUACUUUUUCACCCAGCCCGCGUUCUCUCCCACUCCUGGCGCGUUUGGCUUUGAGAAUCGCACAGGAAGUGGAAAAGGUGAGCGUACCAAGUAUCGCGAGGGUUGGCUGGAUAUCGACGCUAUGCGCGAAGCUGCCAAGCACUUUGAGGGUACUCAUGACUUCCGAAACUUCUGCAAAUUGGACACAAGCAAGCAGAUUGAGAACUUUGAACGAGUAAUUUUCCACUCUGAUAUCCAACUCGUCAACCCGAAAACAAACCCUGUGGGCUAUGUCGGCCAAACUGGAUUUCAAAUAACAGAGGACUUCGAAGCGGAUGUGGAUAUGUUUUCCGCGGAGAAGCCCAAUCCCACUAUUCCACAGGUGUACUCCUUCGAUCUAUAUGGAUCUGCCUUCUUGUGGCACCAGGUUCGGCACAUGGUGGCCAUCCUCUUCUUGGUCGGUCAAGGGCUCGAGUCUCCGUCCAUAGUUCCCGAGCUAUUGGAUGUUGCCAAGAAUCCCCGAAAACCAGCAUACGAUAUGGCUUCCGAUGCGCCUCUAGUGCUGUGGGACACCAUCUUCCCAGACGAGAGCACUGGCAGCCGGGAAGACGCCCUGGACUGGGUUUAUGUUGGCGAUCCCCGCCUGAACAAGAGCCGUAGUGCCAAGGGCGAUAGCAAGUACGGUAUGAAGGGUGUCGCUGAGAGCCUAUGGGCGGUCUGGAGACAACGCAAGAUGGAUGAGAUCUUGGCUGGAGCGCUGCUGGAUUUGGCCGUCAGUCAGGGUGAUCAGAGCCUGGUACAGGACAUGGAGGGUAAGCAGGGCACUAGCAAGAAACAGAGCAGAGGCGUCAAGAUCUGGCUGGGGGCGGACGAAGCUCGUAUCGGUGGAAAAUAUGUCCCCGUCAUGAAAAAAGCCAAGACGGAGGCUGUGGAGGUUCGCAAUGCUAAGUGGCUUGCGGCCAAGCAGCGCAAAGAGGCUAACAAGGAGGCCGAGGCGAAGAAAGACGAGACAUAG
This is a messenger RNA of Penicillium canariense, 1848 nucleotides long. Its product is annotated as pseudouridine synthase DEG1. The transcript has a single exon. Gene Ontology annotation, molecular function: RNA binding; pseudouridine synthase activity. Gene Ontology annotation, biological process: tRNA pseudouridine synthesis; mRNA pseudouridine synthesis. Lineage: Eukaryota; Fungi; Ascomycota; Eurotiomycetes; Eurotiales; Aspergillaceae. The record is from RefSeq and is a predicted model, not a curated record. The coding region runs from base 1 to 1848 and encodes 615 amino acids. Gene Ontology annotation, cellular component: nucleus; cytoplasm.